GCAGCAUUCUAACAGGUCCGAAUACUGGAUCCUUGCGAACCAACUCACGGAAGAGAGGGGGGAAAAAAAUCAAUGACCGUCCUCGUUUGCCAAAGUGUAGAGCGCUGUGUGUAAAACAUAAACUUUGCUUGAGUUAAUGUGACGUGAAUAACGCGCUAAAGAGCUCUUUGGCAGCCAGAUUAUCUGAAAAUCAAACCAUGUGAGACAGCUCGUCUACAAAAGCUCUGAAAUAUGUUGGAUUGCCCAUAUUUCCUGGGAAGUGUUGACCAGUCCAUCUCGGGUCGCCCACAGCACGAAAUCAGCACAAGUUCAUGAACAAACUUCCGCUUGACUGUCCAAACUCAGCCACAGGUAAGUGUUGUUUGUGUUCAAACAGCUUCUAGAUAGCAUUUUUUUUUUCAUUCUUUUGCGGGCUGUUUCAGGAAAUCAUAGAAAAUAAAGAAGCCGGCUGUUCGCAAUUAAUGCGACCGAGUCUUGCCCCAGUGCCUCGGGUACCAUUAAAAGACUGUGCUCCAAAUGCGAGGAAGUAAGCGGAGAAGAUGAGGCUUCACAGUACAGGUAACUUCAUUGCCAGCACAUUGAAAUCUGCUGGACUCAUUGUAUCUUCAAGAUAAGUACUUUAUUACCGGUACAAGGCAAUUUAUUGCAAAAUGUUAAUUGAGGGCUUUAAACGAAUGCAGUUAAAAAGGACGGUGCUCAUCUACGUUGUACCAGUGAUUACAGUUUUUAAAAAGCGCUUAGUCAGAUGUAAAACGCCUUUGAGGCCGUAAAAAGCAUGAUGUACGCAGCAAAUGUAAUUCCUGCACUCCUGGGCGAAUGAGGAUGCAAAAUGCACUGCUAAUGACUUAAGCUGUCAGGGAUUUAGCAAUAAAUUUUAAGUACAAUAGCGAGCGUAUCGCGGGCUUUUCAAAACUAGAGAACGACUGGGAGUGUUGAUUUACUUCUAGUUUUGUUCAAUUUCAAUAACUAAUCAGGAAACGAACACCCUAUACCUGACUGAAACGACGCUUCUGUGGCGUCUUUCAUAUAAUGAAACAUAUUUAACGGGAACCUGAUCAAAAAUCGGAACCGAGCUACAGUAAGCAGGUAACAAAGUGUAGAGCUGGAUGAACCCUGCUGUGUUUGUCCAGCUCCACACUUUGUUAUCUCGGAUUCUCCAGCAUCUGCAGUUCCUAUUGUCUCUGAUACAGUAAGCAGGUAUUGGAUGACGUGUUGAACAUUUUGGUUAGGGGGAAGGUUUUAACGAGUGUUUUAGGAGAGGAAAGCCAAGAGAAAUUUGACGUGUUUGAUGGUCAACAGUCCUGGAUUUCUCCGCUUGUCAUUUCAAAGGCAGCUGACUGGAGUCACUUAUAAAUUUGCGACGAAGUUACCGGCGAGUGUGUAAUUGUGGGAAAUCGUACUGUUAGAAAAUGAAGCGUCGUCACAGUAGACACCCCAGUCUGAAAAUAGUCCUGAAGAAAUCAUGAUGGACUCGAAAUGUUAACGUUGUUUCUCUCUGUCCACAGAUGCUGCCAGACCUGCCGUGUUUCUUCGGCAUUCUCUGUGCUUGUUUCAGAUUUCCAGCAUCUGCAGUAUUUUCGCUAUGCCGUCGAAAACAGAUCCCCGACAGGCCGGCAACAGCCUUCAAAUGAUUUGUUGAUUCUAUUUCUUAAUUUCUAAUUUCGCAAUUUUAUCGGUGACCCCCGCGGGAGGAAUUGGCUGUGUUUUUGCAGCCCUGUGCAAUGCCCCGGGUGAUUGUUUACAAUUGUGCCUGAACUCUGACUGGCAUUGCUUGUUUAUGUUGUUAGGAGUCCAGAUGUGAAGGCACAGUUAUUUGCUUUAUCCAAGCUGACCAGUUAGAGAAACUAGUUCAGAUUGUUUUUACAACCUGCGCCUUUAUGUUUUGAUAACAUUUCAGGACGCCACACGAACAGUUCCAGAUUCAACUUGUCAGCUGUGACCGCUCUUUAGCAUCUGAAAGAGAUCCAGCAAAAACAGCGGAACCUUAAAGCAGGUGAGUACGGAAAUCCCAGCGGAACAGUGCAGCAACUUUGACCCGGGACCAGGUACCACCCGGUGCGGCUUGACCUGCUGAAGCAAGGAGAGUUCUUGCUGCCAAUGGACAUCAAAGAGGUCUGUUAAAGCAGAGGAAUGGCGGUGAUUCUCCCCCUAAACAACGAGAUCUCUCCCCUCAACUCCGAAAAAGAGGGCUCGGAGCCCAUUAAAGACGAGGAUUACAAGGAGAAUGGCGUGUUGAUUAAGAACUCCAUUUCCGGCCACAAGCUUUCCGAAGACGACGAUAAGUCACCCUCCGGCAGCUUGGAGAAAGGGGACGCGGGCCGUAUGUUCAAUGGGUACUCGGCUGUGCAGAGCCCAGGGGGACGGAGCAGCCCCGGCGAUGGAGACCGAGCUGUUCCCCUGGCCUCAACGCCGCUGCAGGAGAUCGACAAGGCGCCGGCUACAGCCCGGGAAACCUGGAGCAAAAAAGCCGACUUCUUAUUCUCGGUCAUCGGCUACGCGGUGGACCUGGGCAACGUCUGGCGUUUCCCUUACAUCGCGUACCAGAACGGGGGCGGAGCCUUUCUCAUCCCCUAUCUCCUGAUGGCUGUGUUUGGAGGCAUCCCACUCUUUUAUAUGGAGUUAGCAUUGGGACAGUAUCACAAAAAUGGAGCAAUUUCUAUAUGGAGGAAAAUAUGCCCAAUUUUCAAAGGGAUUGGAUAUGCAAUCUGUAUAGUAGCACUAUAUGUUUCCUUUUACUACAAUACCAUUAUCGCCUGGGCUUUGUACUACCUCUACUCAUCAUUUACUUCUGAGCUCCCAUGGACCAGCUGUAACAAUAAAUGGAAUACUCAGAACUGCACCCAAUACUUUGUAAAAGAUAACAUCACCUGGACCAAGUACUCCACCUCUCCUGCAGAAGAGUUUUACAUUCGCCAAGUACUUCAGGUUAACAAAUCAAACGGAUUGGAUGACCUGGGUGGCAUCAGCUGGCAGUUAGCACUUUGUCUCUUCUUUAUAUUUGUUGUGGUGUAUUUUAGUAUUUGGAAAGGUGUAAAGACUUCUGGAAAGGUUGUGUGGGUGACAGCCACUCUCCCCUAUGUUGUACUGUUUAUCCUCCUGAUACGCGGUGCCACUCUACCUGGAGCCUGGAGAGGACUGCUGUUCUACCUUAAACCUGAAUGGAACAAACUGCUUACCACCCAGGUGUGGGUGGAUGCUGCUGCACAGAUUUUCUUUUCUCUUGGCCCAGGAUUUGGUGUGCUCUUGGCAUUCGCCAGCUACAACAAAUUUAAUAACAACUGUUACAAGGAUGCAUUGGUCAUCAGCACUGUGAACUGCUUGACCAGUUUCAUGUCUGGUUGUGUUAUAUUUACUGUCCUUGGCUACAUGGCAGAAAAGAGGAAUGAAGAUGUGGCAGAUGUGGCCAAAGACACCGGCCCCAGUCUACUUUUCAUUACUUAUGCAGAAGCAAUCACCAAUAUGCCUGCAUCCACAUUUUUCGCUAUAAUAUUUUUCCUAAUGUUGAUCACAUUGGGCUUGGACAGUACGUUUGCAGGCCUGGAAGGAGUGAUAACAGCAGUACUAGAUGAAUAUUCAGAGCUACUUCGAAAACGUCGUGAAUGGUUUGUGCUGGGCCUGGUCAUAGUCUGUUAUUUGGGAGCUCUGAGCACCCUGACAUAUGGUGGAGCAUUUGUGGUGAAGUUUUUUGAAGAAUAUGCUACUGGAGCUGCUAUCAUCGCUGUUGUUUUUCUAGAAUCAAUAGCAGUGUCUUGGUUUUAUGGAAUGAAACGUUUCUGCAGGGAUGUUAAAGAAAUGCUUGGCUUUAGCCCCGGCUGGUUCUGGCAGAUAUGCUGGUUUGCGAUUAGCCCAAUAUUCCUACUGUUCAUCAUUGGCAGUUUCCUGUCAGCUCCUCUCGAGCUUAAGCUCUUUAAUUAUACAUAUCCCUAUUGGACUGCAGUAGUUGGCUACUGCGUUGGUACUUCAUCAUUUAUCUGUGUUCCGUCCUACAUGGUUUACAAAAUUAUAAUUACACCAGGAACAUUUAAACAGCGAAUUUUGAGAAGUAUCACUCCAGAAGUUGAAGAAAAUGAAACUCCUAAUUCUGGUGUCCACCUGAAUUCCGUCUGAUACAACCAUGAGUGCUCUUAACUUCCUGGACUGACUGCUAAGAUCAGUCAAUGGUAUUUGAGAGGUCAAAAUCAUGAGCCAAAUUAUAGACAUGAGGAGACAGAUCAAUCCUCAAAAAGCAGCUUAAUGAUGUCAGUAUUCCCUCCCAGUUCUUUAGACUUUUGCUGUUCUACUGGGGUCAUUGUAUAUUCUUGGCCCCACACACACACAUACACAUACACAUACACAGAAGCUCAAUGGUAAAAGUCAGCAAAAAGGUAUUCCUUUUUAUGUCUACAGAACAUUAU
Stegostoma tigrinum is the source of this 4394-nucleotide messenger RNA. RefSeq names its product solute carrier family 6 member 4a (gene slc6a4a). Gene Ontology annotation, molecular function: serotonin binding; serotonin:sodium:chloride symporter activity. The coding region runs from base 2131 to 4107 and encodes 658 amino acids. NCBI's taxonomy places the organism in Eukaryota, Metazoa, Chordata, Chondrichthyes, Orectolobiformes, Stegostomatidae. Gene Ontology annotation, cellular component: membrane; neuron projection. The record is from RefSeq and is a predicted model, not a curated record. Gene Ontology annotation, biological process: serotonin uptake; sodium ion transmembrane transport. The transcript is spliced from 14 exons.